This is a messenger RNA of Diabrotica virgifera virgifera (western corn rootworm), 2317 nucleotides long. It is a transcript of the gene e(r), whose product is annotated as enhancer of rudimentary homolog. The transcript is spliced from 3 exons. Bases 139 to 450 code for a protein of 103 amino acids. Lineage: Eukaryota; Metazoa; Arthropoda; Insecta; Coleoptera; Chrysomelidae. The record is from RefSeq and is a predicted model, not a curated record.
ACUUUAGACAAUUGACAUUGACAGUUUCAAACCGUUCCGAUUUCUGCAUUUCUGGGAAAAAGUAUUUUUUGGAAGUUUGUGAAGCUUGAAGCUAUUUAAUUGAAUUAAAUAAUUAGGUUGUGCUAGAAACAAAUAAAAAUGGCGCAUACGAUUCUGUUAGUACAACCGGGUAUGAAUCCAGAAACCCGUACCUAUUCUGAUUAUGAAUCCGUUAACGAAUGUAUGGAAGGAGUCUGCAGAAUAUACGAAGAACACUUAAAAAAGCGUAAUCCGAACACACCUACUAUUACUUAUGAUAUAUCCCAGCUCUUCGAUUUUGUAGACCAGCUCUCCGAUUUAAGUUGUCUUGUGUACCAGAAAUCAACAAACACAUACGCCCCAUACAAUAAAGAUUGGAUCAAGGAGAAGAUUUAUAUAUUACUACGACAAGCCGCAGGACAUGAAGUAUAAUAUUUUCGAAUGUAUUAAAUACUUAUGAGCUGUGAAGCAAAGUUACCUUCAAACCUAGCUAGUAAUAAUGUGUAUAUGUAUGUAUGUAGUGUAUACAUUUCUAACACCUAUGGGAACAUCCAUAAACUAUGUCACCACCCAUCACCUUUUUCGUAAAACCAGGAUUCACAGUUGAGGCCCCCUCAUGUCAAUGUUGCAAAUGCAACUCAUAACCCCCCUUCCCCCUUUUAAAAAAAUUCAAUGUUAUUUGAUUUUUUCAAAUUAAUAUUAAAACUUUAUUUACAAGUGUAAUGUUAAGAUUUAUAAUCUGCUUAAAAUAAUUUAAUUUAAUAAAAAAAUAUGUACACAGCUUUUAGGUAAGAACAUAUACUUACACUUAUUUCAUCCAUUCUAUGUCGACAUUAAUAUUAUUUUAUUGCUCUCUUUAUUUUCUACUGGGAAAGUUACUUCAGGAUAUAUAUUUUCUAUAUCGAUCAAUUCUAAAUAUUUAGAUUCAUCAGUAUCUUUAAAAAAGGCAUUUCAGAUUUCUAUAUUUAGUAAUUUUUAUUGGGCGAACUCAGCUGCAUAUUGAGCUAAUAUUCUGCUUUUUUCUAUGAACUUUUGAUCCAUGUAGUUCAACAGAUUUUUUGGUGGGACACUACACAUACAUGAUAGAAGCUAGUAAAAAAUUAUAUUUAUAAAGACAAAAUCGAUAAAUUUAAAUGACUAAAUGAUGUAGGAUGUGCACUGAUGUCCCACUCCCCUGUCAUAUACCAUCCUAAUAAGCAAAGUCCCCCUCCCUCUUCUGUAUGAAGUAGUUUAUGGAUGCUCUCUUUCUGGAAUAAAUUAUUAAGUUAUACUGAUUUUUCAGUCAAUGUUGUUUCUGAUAAUUUUAACUUUUAUGUAUUUUUUGUACAGUUUCAUAAAAUAGAACACCAAUAAAAUUGACAUGCUAGGAGCCAUGUAAAGUAUUUAAAAAAAUUAAAUUUUAUAUUGAUUAAAUUAUUUUAUACUGUAAAACAACUGAAAUGAAAAUGUGGGAGAAAACAAUUCCAUCUUGUGACCCACGGCUCAAAAAUUACAAAAUUUUUUCUUAAGCUAUAAACUGGUGAAGUAAGCUACAUAUAGAUAUCGAAUUUAUGAAAACAAUGUUACAAAAAAUGUCAUGUUUUGAUAAUUUGGCAGUAAAGUAAAUCAUAUGGACGGCGUUAUGCAUAACUCGACCAAGCACCAAAACAUAGUUUUGAGAUAAAUGGCUUCAAAGUUUUUCGUUUCUUGGUUGCUUAAUGGUCGCUUAAUGGUAAGUGGAUUAAUGUCGCUUGGUUUAAUUUUGUUUUUCUUAGUAACCGUUAAAGUGACAAUAACAGGGAUUUUUUCCAAGAUAGUUUUAGCUAUGUGUCACCAGAAUCCGCUGUUAUCUCGAUAUUAAAGAAAUGGCGCUUGGUCGAGUUAUGCAUCUCUCUUGGACCAUCACUCCUAGUGGAGUAUUGGGCGCAUCUGCGUUUCUUGGCCGAUAGUGUAAGACAGCUGGUGGCCAGCUCAGCGCGUCUUCUUGUGUUUAUUCUCUGGUUAAUCUGCGUACCAGUUCCUUCCAUUCUCCUCUGUUUCUUGCUUUGUUUUUCACUUCCCCCCAACUUAAGCCGAUUCUGUUGUGUUCUCUGGUUACUGUUUUCUUUCAAGUAUUAUCUGGUCGUCCCCUCUUCCUUGUACCCUCAGGUUGAUAUUCGAGUGCUUAUCUUGUGAUGUUACUUAACGUAUGGCCGAUCCAUUUCCAUUUCUUCUGUCUGAUUGUUGCUAUUAUACUGGUUUGUUUCGUUCAUUUCCAUAGUUCUUCAUUUGUUAUUAUAUUAGGCCAGUAAAUUUUUAAGAUCUUUCUUAAGGACCUAUU